Messenger RNA from Synchiropus splendidus (mandarinfish), 1852 nucleotides. Its product is annotated as deleted in malignant brain tumors 1 protein-like. The record is from RefSeq and is a predicted model, not a curated record. Lineage: Eukaryota; Metazoa; Chordata; Actinopteri; Syngnathiformes; Callionymidae. The transcript has 9 exons. Gene Ontology annotation, cellular component: membrane. Bases 1 to 1821 code for a protein of 606 amino acids.
AUGCGACUGGUCAACGGCAGCAGCCACUGCGCUGGCAGAGUCGAGGUCCUUCUUGAUGGUCGUUGGGGAACGGUGUGCGAUGACUUCUGGGACCUGCGUGAUGCCAAUGUGGUGUGCAGACAGCUCAACUGCGGCAGAGCAGUGGCUGCUCCUCUCAACGCUCGCUUUGGAGAGGGAGCUGGACCCAUCUGGUUGGAUGAUGUCCAAUGUCAAGCUCACCUUGGGCCCAACACAACCACUAUCCCACGCCCAACUACACCCCCUGCUGAAUCAACCACUCAUAUAAUGCAGAAUCAGACUUCUGCUCCUGCAACGACUGCGAACGUCUCGCUGGCUGAAGGGCAGAUCCGCCUGAUCGGAGGGAGCAGUUCAUGCUCUGGAAGAGUGGAGAUCAAUUUUUCUGGACGGUGGGGGACAGUGUGCGACGACCUCUGGGACGUGACCGACGCUCAGGUGGUGUGCAGACAGUUGGGCUGUGGCAGGGUCCUGUCAGCUCCAGGUAGUGCCCGCUUUGGACAAGGCAGUGGGCCCAUUUGGCUGGACGACGUCCGUUGCAAUGGACAAGAGUCCAGUCUCAGCGAGUGCCGUCACCGAGGGAUCGGAUCUCACGACUGCAGCCACAGAGAGGAUGCUGGGGUGGUUUGUGAAGCGGCUGCCCCAGUCAGGUUGGUCAACUCAGGCAGCCGCUGUACGGGCAGAGUGGAGAUCUUCCACAACAACCAGUGGGGGACGGUGUGUGACGACCUCUGGGACCUCAACGAUGCCAACGUGGUGUGCAGACAGCUGGACUGUGGCCGCGCUAGAAGCGCCCCUCAAAAUGCAGCCUACGGCCAAGGAAGUGGCCCCAUCUGGCUGGACGACGUCAACUGUUCUGGGAGAGAAAAUUCCAUCACCGACUGUCGCCAUCGAGGAUUUGGGAUCCACAACUGUGCACACAGGGAGGACGCCAGUGUUGUCUGUGAAGAUACAGACGAUUCACUCAGACCUUCUCAGCUGGUUUGCAGCAGUAGCAAGAUCCAGGUUGGCCUCAAUGUGGUCAGCUUCCUCAACCUUGGUUUGGAUGCUCGAUCCGGCAAUCUUGCAAUGCGAAACUGCACAUACACAAGAGUGUCGAAUGGCGUCGUGUGGUAUGAGGUUGUGAACCAAGCUGGUGCCUGUGGAAACGAACUGACGACCAACAUCACGCAUGGCAUCUACUCCAACACCUUGUUCGUCUAUCCUGCCAACAACAACUCUUUUGCCAUUCCAAAGAGAAUUCCUUUCUCCUGUGUCUAUUCCCUGGAUACAGAUUCCACUUUGAAUGUGGCCGUGGGACCACUGCCGAUUGACGGAGGAGUGUCCGGCUCUGGACCCAACACUGUUGCCCAGAUGCGCUUGUACCGCGACUCAGGCUUCACUUCAACUUACCCCGGAGGUCGGGUAACCAUGGAGCUGGGCUCACCUCUCUACGUGGGCGUCACUGUGGAUAGAAGAGACCAGAGCUUUGCUGUGGUCCUGGACGACUGUUACGCCUCUCACUCACCCAGACCCAGCAGCUUCGGCCGUUACCCUCUCAUCAAUAACAAGUGCUCAGCUGACCGCCGGCAGGUUGCCGUCAUUGAGAAUGGCUCGUCCCUACGGGCUCGCUUCUCUGCACUGUUCUUCCUGCUGCAGGGUGAAUACAGAGACGUUUACCUUCACUGCAACCUCAGCCUCUGUGACCGCAGGAGAACCUCUUGUGUUCCAUCCUGCUCAAGAAGAAGAUCUCGAUCUGUGUCCGACUCUGCUCCAUUGAAGUCCCUCACUGUUGGUCCCAUCGUUUUCAACAAACCGUCCAAGUGAGUGGCAAGCGGGACGUUGACCUUGUCUCCUG